Messenger RNA from Meleagris gallopavo (turkey), 1455 nucleotides. NCBI's taxonomy places the organism in Eukaryota, Metazoa, Chordata, Aves, Galliformes, Phasianidae. The record is from RefSeq and is a predicted model, not a curated record.
AUGGUGCUCACAUCGCAGGAGGGUGACAGGGGUGGCAGAGGUGCCCCGACCGCUUUGUGCUCAGAGAGGACGUGGCGGCUGUCCCAAAGGGGCAAGAAACAUCCGGACCCCCCUGGCUGCAACCCGUGGGGAAGUACCGACCUCCACCGCCAGUCCCAGAAGGAGCUGGGGGGGUCAGGUACCGGCUGCAGGGCUGGGGGCUCAGAGCGGGGCUGGGGCUGCCAGGAGCUAUUGGUGCUGCUCAGGGCUGUGUUUCUGCCCACGACCUUUUGCAACUGGUCCACGCAUGAGGGAGCAGUGACAGCCAGUGGGGCUGGGCUGGCUGGCCUUGCCCCAAAACCCAAACGGCAGAGCUGCGCCCCGAAGCCACCGCUGCCCCAUGACUGCUGUGGGGCAUCAAGGAUGGCUUGGCGGCAUCCACAGCCCCACGUGAGUCAGCGGCGUCGGUGUCACAUGAGGAGCUCGGUUGCGCCAGGCAGGAAGGGCGUGCGGAGGCGGGUGCAGCCGGGCUUUAAAAACCCCAGCUGGGACAGGCUCGCCUCUGCGCUGGCUCUCGGCCACCCUGCCGUCCCCAUGGCCCCCGCCGUGCCGCUGGUCCUGCUGGCCGUGGGGGCUGGGCUGGGGCUGGCCCUGCCCGGCUGUGACUACCCGACCCACCUCUGGUGCAGCUCACGGGAGAUCGCCGUUGCUUGCCAGGCAGAGAGCCACUGUGCCAAUCUCUCGCACCCAACAGCUGCUCCCGUGCAGCUGAGUCUAUACUAUGAGAGCCUGUGCCCGGCGUGUCGGGGCUUCCUGGUGCAGCAGCUCUUCACCACCUGGCUGCUGCUGCCCACCGAUGUCCUGAACAUCACCCUGGUGCCGUAUGGCAACGCUCAGGAGAAGAAGGUCUCUGGGAAGUGGCAGUUCCAGUGUCAGCACGGCUCAGAGGAGUGUUUGGGCAACAUGCUGCAAGCCUGCCUGAUGCACGAGGCCGAGAACUUCACCACCUAUUUUCCUGUCAUCUUCUGCAUGGAGUCGGGCUCCUCUGCCACCAAGAACCUGAAGGCUUGCCUGCAGGUGUACGCCCCGCAGCUGGAUGCAGGCCGCAUCACCGCCUGCGUGCAGGGGGGAUUGGGGACCGCCCUGAUGCACCGCAACGCCCAGCUGACGGACGCUCUCGACCCGCCGCACCAAUACGUCCCAUGGGUCGUCAUCAACGGGGAGGAGAUGGACCUGAAGGUGCUGCAGUUCAAGAACAAGAAGCUGGCAGAGCGUUUGGAGCAGCGUCAGGCUGUGGAGGAUGAGCUGAGGGAGAGGAUUGAGAAGCUGGAGAAGCGUCAGGCCACGGAUGAUGCCACCCUACUGCUGGUCAACAGAUACUGGGGGCAGGUGGGGGCCCGAAAUCCUGACCUUCUGAGCCCGAAAAUCCCAAACCAUGGCCCAAAAUGCCAAUGUUUUGCAACCAAAAUCCAGUAG